Messenger RNA from Rhopilema esculentum, 3109 nucleotides. RefSeq lists its product as uncharacterized. The record is from RefSeq and is a predicted model, not a curated record. Gene Ontology annotation, biological process: spermatogenesis. Lineage: Eukaryota; Metazoa; Cnidaria; Scyphozoa; Rhizostomeae; Rhizostomatidae.
GGUAACUGUUGUCAUGGGAAGCGUAGUCACAAUUUUGUGUAGUCACAGGUAACGAUCAGUGCGCGCAAAAUGGCAACCACGGAGAAAGAAAGAAUUGACAGAAUAAACGAAUUGUCUCGACCAAAGCCAGUCCCUGAAGGGUUCUUGGACGACAGGAGGUCUUUGUAUUGGGACCGUUAUGAUAACAUUGUGAAGGACUGGAAUGGUGGAAAUGUAGCAACUGUAUUUGCUAUGACACCAAGACUUGACACAAUGAUUCAGCCAAAAGGAUGGCAUAGAGAUUUUGUUGGUGACAGGCCAAGCCCAAUCUGGGUGGUGAGUAAACAGGCAAGAAAUGCAACAGCCACAGCUAGAGUUGAAAGCUUGUCUGAAGCAAAAGCUGUCCACAAAGACUUUAGACCUGAAAAAUCUGUUUAUACCGAGAUCAGUGAGGCAGCCAAAAAUGCAGAAGCUAGCCAAAGAGUGGAUAUUUUGGCACGUUCAAAAACAUACAACGAGUUGCCAAUAAAACCAAACUCAAGCUGGGACUGGGGAGAGUGGGAAUCAGAUAUUCCAGAGGCAGCAAAAAAAUCAGAAGCAUCAGAGAGAGUUCAGCUGCUUGCAAGACCAAAGUCAUUGCACCCCAGAUAUCAAGAGUGUCGCUCGGUCUCAUGGGCUGUGUCAGAACAAGCAAAGAAAACCUUGCCAUCUUUGAGAAUCCAGAAACUUGCUAGACCAAAAAGUAGAAGCCAGUAUCAAGAAGAUUACAAUCCAAACUGGUUUAAAGUUUCACCAUCAGCGCGAGUAGCUCAUGCCAACCCAAGACUGUCAGAACUAAGUACUCCAAUACCACGUAAAGUUAGACAAAAGAAAGUGUUGACAUCUAAAGGAGCUUAAUUUUAUAGUUAAGAAAUAAUUUGUGAUAACCAUGUAUAUAAAUUACGGAAAUUCAGUUUGAAAUGUAUUGUAAUGUUGUAGUUAAAGAUUUUCAACUUGAGUCACUAUUUAAGGUGUUUUAUCAGCAAGCCAAUACAGUAAAGCAUAAAUGAGUGCAUUUAAAAAUGUCUUUGAUUGAAUAAUCUGCUCUCAAAAUAUUAUUUUUAACAGCCAAUAUCUAUACUAGGUCUUCAGUUACCCUUAUUUUUAUUCUUGCACUUUACUAAGUUUUGAUAAAGUAUGAUAUUUAUACCCAUCAAAAUUUCCUUUAUUUGAAGACUUUUCCUGGAUCUAAACAUAUUCACUUGUUUUAAUAUCCAACAAAUGCUAAAUGAUUGAAAACAGAUAAUAUCAUGAAUUAAGUGACACUUUGUAUGUAUAUUGUAUAUCCAUAAGCAACCUUAGACAAGACCAGUUAUUCUUUAUUUCCUCUAUGUUUAUCUAAGAUUUCUUGCUCUUCUUUCAUUCAAAUUAAAUUGAAACUGUAGACCCGGGAUGUCAAACUCAAUUGCAUAGGGGGCCAAAAUCCAAAAAGCACUUGAGGUUGUGGGCCAAACAGGAUAAACAUUUAUUGAACACAUUUGAUAAACACAAUAAUCAUAAUUAACUCGCGGGCCAGAUAUAGUUACACACCUGCCCGAAUGUGUUUGACACAUAUGCUGUAGACUUGAUGAUCAGAAACUUCUUAGAUUUAACUCUGAAACUAUUUUGAUUUUCUAAAAAAAGCUCCGUCUACUGGCAGAGAAAAGAAUGAUGUGUGAGAUUUUUUCCUUGCCCCUGUAUAUAUUACCGCCGCUUUUUCACAAUUUCACACUUUGCUUGCUUGUUUAUCUAUUUGUUUUCCCAUAAUGAAUUUGUUGUUCUAUUCUGUAAAUACAAAGAAUUGUAAGGAUUUAAAUUGCAAUGCCAGACCUCAGUAAGAUUGCUUAAUUCUGGAUUGCAAUAAGAGUGUCUACGGGACUUUUCGUUCCAUUCCAAAUGUCGCUAUCAUUUUUUGUUUAAUUAUUAACUUAAUUGUUAGCGUCUUAUAAGUAGUUGCUUCAAAGGUGAAUAAUGAGCUUAAUUAUAAAGGGGUUUUUUAUUACAUAAUUCUCAAAUGAUAAAUGAGGUUUUCGUUGACACAGUCUGUCGCAGUAGCUUGUUCAUACUCCUGACAUUUUCAUUAAAAUUGAAGCUAUCAGGCAAAGUAUGACCAAAACUGCAAUCAAGCUUAUCCAAAAAAUCACUGUGAUAAUCUUUCACUUUACCCACAAACAUUAUGCCCAGUAGAAGAUAAAGAUCCUCAGGGACCACUAGACAGAGAUUUCUUAUAUAAUUUUUAGAGCGUGAUAGCACCAACACACUUUCCAUAAGCGUAUAAGGUGCAGAAGAAAUUCCGACAGAGUCGUCCUGGCUAUCUUAAACAGGGGGCCUAUUAUAGGGGGACCAAAAGCCGCAGAACCGUGCAAAAAUCAACCAAAUGCCGCAAUCCGCAAUGAAAUUAAGCGCGAAGACGCGGCCGCGAUAGCAAAAGAGGCCCUAUAAAGGGUUUUUGAAAUAUGAAGUAAUUAAAGUUUUCGGGGAGAGAAUAUGACUAUUUAGAUUUUUCGGUUUUGAAAAAACUUUGGUUCCCAGCAUGAAAUAUGAAAUAACAAAAUAACUGAAUACAUCUUUGAAUGUUGUGUUAGAAUUAUCUAUUUGAUAACAGCAUUGACUCAAGUGACUUUUGAUGUGUAGAGCUUUUAGGAUACCAUAUUACGCCUUGGUUGCUCUUUUAAAUUUUUCAAACUUUUUUGGGGCAUUUUCUCACAGGAGGCGCUUGAAAGAAGAGGCGGCUUUUCAUACUUCAUGAUAGCAUAGAAUCUACCACAAAUAGUUUUGGCUUAUAUUAUCUCAUCAAAAUAGACAAAAAUACCAGAUAGCAUCAUAAAAGUAUUUUUAUCUACCUCAAUUGUUCCACAACUUUAUACUAUGAAUUCUUUCUAAUACAACUAAACAACAGUUUUGUAAACCAUUUAAGUUGCAGGAUUGGUUUGCUGAUAAAAUCUGUCUUCUAAAUUUUCAAAUCUCCAAACAGAUAUUGUUCAUUUUUCAAUUCUUUUUAUCUGAGUCUAGACAUGUUUCCCGCGAGGCUAUUCUUAUUUUAAACAAAUUAGAUGAAGACUGGCCCCUUCAGGUUGUACCCUCCACGCAAAAGACUUUAGAAGUUUUGAUG